Messenger RNA from Triticum turgidum subsp. durum (durum wheat), 1452 nucleotides. Lineage: Eukaryota; Viridiplantae; Streptophyta; Magnoliopsida; Poales; Poaceae. The record is from the annotation of a GenBank genome assembly.
AUGGGCGCCGAGCCGGACCAGCCCCCCUCCCCGCCCCCGCCGGAGCGGACCGCGUCGCCGGAGCGCGACGCCCUCCGCAGCGACGACCGGGACUGGAAGGCGGAGAUGAUGUCGGCGCUGGGGGAGUCGGUCUCCUUCGGCCGGUUCCUCGCCGAGCCGCUCGAGUGGGGCCGGUGGUCGGCGUUCGAGCACAACCGCUACCUCGAGGAGGCCGCGGGGCAGUCCCGCCCCGGAUCCGUCGCGCAGAAGAAGGCCUUCUUCGAGGAGCACUACGCCAGGAAGCGGAAGAGCGCCGAUGUCGAGGACGAGGAGGGCGACGAGGGGCGCGAUGCUGAUGCGGACGGUGCGUACGGCGAGGCCUGGUCGGCGGGCUCCUCGUGCAUGACGGACGAGCCCGCGGGGGAGGAGACCGGCGGCGUAGAUUCGGGUGCUCCGGAUGAUUGCGGCGCCGUCGCCGAUGCCGCUGCGCCGCCGGUGGAAGCGCCUCAGGAGCUGGAGGCCGUUGCGGACGGCGCUGCUCCAUCUUGCCGCUUGGAUAGCACGGACGAGCAGCGUGGUGUGCAGGUUGCUGAAGCGAGAAAGGGGCUGCAGUUGGAUACUGAAUGUGCCCUGGCUGCUGUUGAUGCCGUUGAGAAGCAACCGUUGCAGGAGAGUUCGAUUGUCAACCAGGGUGUGGCAGAUUCUGUGGAGAAGAAGAGGCAUCCAAUGUCGUCGCUAUUUCAGAAGCCUGCAGAAUUCAGUUCUCCCCCAUCAGGAAAGAAAGUGCCGUCUUCAUCAGCCAAAAGGCGGUCCAUGCUUCGUCCUGCAAAGGAAAACAGCUCACCAUUUCCUGCUACUGACAGUAACAAGCAAGAAGAGACUUCAGUUGCUCAGAAAGGGUCGAUACUGGGUACACUGAACUUCAGGAGAUGUGAAAUAGGCGAUCCUGCCUCCAGAUCAAGAAAUCUUGGCUCCACGAUUGCUUCAAGGAUUAGUCAGCUAGAGUCUGCAAGUAGGCUGGUGAAAGAUAUUCAUCCUAAGGUGAACAAACAGAGGCGGACAAGCAAGGGGUUCUGCAAAGACAUUCCAGAAACAGCUUCCAUAACAACUCAGCAGCAUGAACAAAGGUCUCCAUAUGUCAGUGUGACAAGGGUCAAAGAAAAGUUUUUUGGUUCAACUGCGCCACCGAUGCAUCCGGAAACAAAUAUAGAUAAAGAAAAUAUGGGAAAAGCGAACGAUGAAGCUGGAUUGAAAGAAAUGCAUCAAAGCGUUCGUUUCAAGGCCAGGUCACUGCCAAAUUUUUAUUGGAGAAGUAAAGAAUCAAAGGAUUCAAGGCAGGGGGCACGAGAGACCCACCAAAAUCCGCCGAACAGCGAUCAUAGACUGAAUGAUGAUGCCAGUGACCCACACGGAAUGAGCAGAGGAGCCUCGAAGGACAAACAAAUAUGUUGCUUCCCACUUAUAAGGCGGUAG